Molecule: messenger RNA, 1089 nt
Organism: Colletotrichum lupini
Lineage: Eukaryota; Fungi; Ascomycota; Sordariomycetes; Glomerellales; Glomerellaceae
Exons: 5
Coding region: 1-1089 (362 amino acids)
Molecular function (GO): oxidoreductase activity
Source: RefSeq, a predicted model, not a curated record
AUGACAGUUCAACUCGAAGCUUUUGAGGUCCCUGGCGCCAGGACUUAUUUUGGCCACGCACUCCCCUAUGGAUUACAAGUCAAGUCAAGCGGGCCAACUGGUCUCGUACCUCCCGUCGUCGAGUCUGCGGCGGCACUUAGGGCAUUGGGCGACUCCGGAAAACUACAAGAUCUCUUGGAUAAGCACGGUGCCGUCUUGAUCCGUGGUGCAGGAAACGCUUCAGCCGAGACUUUUUCAAAACUCGUAGGCGCAGCUGAGAAGGGCAGAGGCUCUUAUCCUCAUGUUCAAAUUGGACUGGCCGGCAAAAGAACUCCACUCGCGGACAAUGUCUGGACGGCUAACGAGGGGUCGCCAAGCACCCGAUUCUACCAACACAAUGAGGUGAGGUCGCCCAUGUUUGGCCUCAGGUACACUCGCUUUCCUUCAAAUAUUCACUUCUACUGCGGCGCGACACCAAUCGCGAGCAGCGCCAACGUAUUCGAAAAGGUCCGAGCCGAGAUCCCUGAGCUUGUGGAAGAAAUUAGCAAGCGUGGCUUGGGGAUGAAGAUGGUCUUUCGUGCCCCUGGGAAUGAAGCCAAGGUCAAUCAAUUCAACUGGGCUGGCGAGCACAGCUUCGGGCAAGAACUUACUCCAGAAGACGACGAAGCGACGACAAAGCAAAAAGUUGAAAAGCAAGUCCGCAAGUUGACAUCAGAUUUCAAAUGGAACGAGGAUGGAAGUCUCGAGUUGACGCAGCAUAUUCCCGGCAUACGCAGGCUGCCAGCGAGCGGCAGGCCAGUCUGGUUCAACGGCCUGGUCGGGCGUCAUGGUAUUACACGAGACAUUGGUGCUCUCGAUCCUCCUCAUAUCGGCCGUGACGGAAUGACUUAUCUUCCUAGCGUCUACGGAGACGAUACUGAGAUCCCGCGUAGACUUCUUGACAAGCUUAUCGACGUCAUUGAUAAGGAAGAGAUUAGCUUGAUUCUUGAAGAGGGAGAUCUUUUGUUAGUUGACAACUUCCAAGUCUCACACGGAAGAGAACCGUGGGAGGGCGACAGGCAGAUAUUAGUAUCGAUGUGGGACACACCAAUCUCAAUCGGGGAGUACUGA